This is a messenger RNA of Pseudomyrmex gracilis, 1120 nucleotides long. RefSeq names its product coiled-coil domain-containing protein 103. Gene Ontology annotation, cellular component: outer dynein arm. The transcript is spliced from 3 exons. Bases 23 to 718 code for a protein of 231 amino acids. NCBI's taxonomy places the organism in Eukaryota, Metazoa, Arthropoda, Insecta, Hymenoptera, Formicidae. The record is from RefSeq and is a predicted model, not a curated record. Gene Ontology annotation, biological process: inner dynein arm assembly; determination of left/right symmetry; epithelial cilium movement involved in extracellular fluid movement.
AGAAAACUAAAGCACAGCGACAAUGAGCGCUUUAAAAGCACCGAUUGAUUACAAAAGUUUAGAGGAGGAGCUUCACGCGGCCCUCGCAGCCGAUGAAUUAUAUAAAUUGCGAAAUGACGCUAAAAUUCGCGCGGUCGAACAAGGAGUGCCGACAUACGAACACUUCAGACAGUUGGUAAUGUGUGUGGAAGGUGCUCAUUUGAAACCGCUGGAGCGUGGCGAUAAAACACCCAGGAUAGGAGUGCAAUGGAAUCCCAUGAUAGGCACUAAAUCUCGCUAUCCAACUUCGCACGCGACGUCGGAAAAGUUAGCAUGUGAUAAAUAUAACAGCGAAGUAGUCGCAAAAAAAUCGUCCGAGACGCGCGACGAUUUUUUACAAUGUUGGGAAAAAAUCGUGGAUACAUCCGAAAGAUUUACGUACAUAUGGAACUUGAGGAAUAUUUUACAAAGUCAUAUUUUUCGAGUGGAAAUACCGGCGUCUUUUUUGAGUGAUUUUAUUGACACGUGUCUGCGAUAUUCGUCAAACGUAAACGACGUAACGCCAAUUACGGAACUUCUCACUAUACUAAGCACGUGCAACAGAUUCGAUCUGACGAUGUGUUUCAUGACCAAAGACGAGUGUUGUCGAUGCGAGCAACUUUUUCAACAUCUGCGAAAAGGAAAAUUACAGGACGAAAGCGCAAUCGAAUCCCUAGCCGCGAAGUAUCGAAUUAAGUAACGCAAUAAUUUUGCUGAUAUUAUAAUUUGCGUGAAAUUACACUACUAAUAAAUAAAUAAAAUAGAUACGAAAUUGAAUAAUAUGUAAAUAAUUUGUAAUUGAAUGUCUAACUGAAUGUGUGUUUGUUCUCAAUCAAACAAUAUCUUAUUAAAUUUGAAUCAAUGACCACUCCUGAAACCAGCCUUUUACGCACAUCUGAGAAAUCGCGAGCGCGCAUUGCGAAUUUCAAAUAAACGCGCCAAAAAGCUCGUUUCGAAUCGAUUCUAGCAGACGGCGCGACCACAUGACAGCUGAGCGAAAGAUGGCAGCGCGCGGCGCGUUGCCGCGUGCAGUUACAACACACGCACACAGAGUCAAGUGUCAUUACGCUUAAUAAUGUUAAUAAACAAAAUACACACAUGA